Messenger RNA from Stegastes partitus (bicolor damselfish), 1557 nucleotides. It is a transcript of the gene ptger3, whose product is annotated as prostaglandin E receptor 3 (subtype EP3). The record is from RefSeq and is a predicted model, not a curated record. Bases 1 to 1125 code for a protein of 374 amino acids. NCBI's taxonomy places the organism in Eukaryota, Metazoa, Chordata, Actinopteri, Pomacentridae. Gene Ontology annotation, cellular component: plasma membrane. Gene Ontology annotation, biological process: positive regulation of cytosolic calcium ion concentration; negative regulation of gastric acid secretion; adenylate cyclase-activating G protein-coupled receptor signaling pathway. Gene Ontology annotation, molecular function: prostaglandin E receptor activity. The transcript has 2 exons.
AUGCUGGGCUCCAACGUGUCCAAGACGUUGCGCGAAAGCAACGCGACCAAGAACUCCAGCUGCCGGUCCGUGUCCGUGGGCUUCCCCAUCACCAUGAUGGUCACCGGGAUGGUGGGGAACGCUCUGGCUCUGCUGCUGGUCUACAUCUCCUACAGGAAGAAGGAGAACAAGAGGAAGAAGUCCUUCCUGCUGUGCAUCGGCUCUCUGGCGCUCACGGACCUGUUCGGGCAGCUCCUCACCAGUCCCAUCGUGAUCUCGGUGUACCGAGCGGACCUGAAGUGGGAACGAAUCGACCCCUCUGGGAAGUUGUGCGCUUUCUUCGGCGUGUGCAUGACAACUUUUGGCCUGUGCGCGCUCUUCCUGGCCAGCGCCAUGGCCAUAGAACGAGCCAUGGCGAUCACCAACCCGCACUGGUACUCCAACCACAUGAAGACCAGCGUCACCAAGCAGACCCUGGCCGUCAUCUGGGGCCUGGUGCUGCUCUUCGCCCUGCUGCCCAUCGCCGGAGUCGGGAAGUACACGCGCCAGUGGCCCGGGACCUGGUGCUUCAUCAGCACCGGGGACAGCAAGACGCCCGGGAACAAGUUCUUCGCCACCACCUUCGCCGUUCUCGGGAUUUUCUCUCUGCUGGUGACGCUCUCCUGCAACGUGGUGACGAUCCGGGGUUUGAUCCUCCGCUGCAAGACCAAGUCGGGCGCGUCGCAGGCGUCCCGGCAGUGGGAGCGGCUCACCACGGAGACCGUCAUCCAGCUGCUGGGCAUCAUGUGCGUCCUGCUCAUCUGCUGGUCGCCGCUGCUGGUGCUGAUGCUGAGGAUGAUCUCCACCCAGGUCUCCUCCCACGAAUGCAACUCCACGUUGGUCGCCCCCGUCAACGGCACCAGCCGGGACCUCCAGCUGGACUGCAACUUCUUCCUCACGGCGAUCCGCAUGGCCUCCCUGAACCAGAUCCUGGACCCGUGGGUCUACCUGCUGCUCAGGGAGAUCCUGCUGCGGAAGUUCUGCAUCAUGGCCAACGCCGUGUCCAACUGCUCUCUGGAGGACGGGAAGGAGUCGCCGACGGCUCUGGAUGCUCUGAACAAGCAGAAUCAGGAGAGCAAGGACCUCUGCAAACCUCAGAGCAACUGAGGCCGUCUGCGGCUGCAACUCUGUGGCUGGAAAUGAAAAUGGAGGGAAAGAAAAAACAAAAAAAAAAGUGAGAGACUGGGAUGGAUUUCUGUCUGGAUAUUGUGCGACAGGAGACAGCGGAGCCUCUGUUGUGGUGUAAAUGAAACCCGGCCGACUCUGCUCUGAGCAUCUGUUGAAUCCUAACCAGCAUGUGGACGCAUGACCGGGUCGCCUCGCGGCCGGGAACUCUCUCACCGCCAUCCUCCAGUUCAACAAACUACUUCUCCAGACUCUAGACGUGACCAGAGUGAAGGAGCUGCAUCGCUGCUGUCUGAAGCCAUAAGCUCAACUCCACCACGUUUCUGUGAAUGUAAUCUAAGGAAGAAGCUGUAAAUCUAAGCUUACAUUAGGUUGUAAAUAUCUCUGACAUUGUUCCAAAAAAAAAAAAAAAAA